AUGGCCGGGGAGCUCAUGAGCCUCCGCGUGCUGGAGAAGCACUUCGGCGUGGACGACGCCGUCGUGGCGCCGGACGAGCUCGCAAGGCUGUACCGCGGCCUGUUCGCGCGGUUCGACAGGGACGGCAGCGGCAAGGUGGACCGGCACGAGUUCCGCGCCGAGAUGAAGGAGGUGAUGCUCGCCGUGGCAAACGGGCUCGGCUUCCUCCCCGUGCAGAUGGUCGUCGAGGAAGGCAGCUUCCUCAGGGUCGCCGUCGACAGGGAGCUCGGCCAGCUUGCCAAAGCUGCGUGA
Messenger RNA from Miscanthus lutarioriparius, 291 nucleotides. The record is from the annotation of a GenBank genome assembly. NCBI's taxonomy places the organism in Eukaryota, Viridiplantae, Streptophyta, Magnoliopsida, Poales, Poaceae.